AGCAGUAACGUUACCUGGAUUCUUGAGUGCGCGCACACGGAUAGUUUCAACCACAAAAGUAGCGGGAGCAUCCACCGAAUUAUCCUAAAGAUUUUAUUUCUUAUCUCGCUCUUCAUUGAUUUUGCUUGUCCUGAUUAUUGUAAAUAUCCACAGAUGUUUCUGUAUGUUCUCCUGUGCUGUGUUGGGGUCGUGCACUGUUAUGGUAAUGGACGUGUCAGCUCAGUUUGUGGAUCUAUGAUGCCUAACCACGGGUCUAACGCUCAGACCAGCACUGCUCCGUUCACCGUCACUGCUGACAAAAUUACCUUUAAAGAGGGAGAUCAAAUCACAGUGGUACUAAACAGCCAAUCAGGAAAACAAUUUAAAGGGUUUAUGUUACAAGCACGUCAAGUCGGAUCAACUACUUCCAUCGGCACUUUUAAUGUGGUAGACAAUAUUGCGCAGCUCCUCUCCUGCGAUGGAGCGGCUAAUAGAGCAGUCUCUCAUACAUCAGACAGUUCAAAAAGUACAGUUCAAGCUAAAUGGACCGCGCCUACAUCUGGACAGAUCGGCAAUAUAGAAUUCAGAGCAACAUUUGUGGAAACGGCUAAUACUUUUUGGGUUGGUGUCACGAGUCCUACCGUGGCAUAUACAGGAACAGUAACUCCGGUUGUUCCAUCAAAUCCUGAUUGUGGGAAUACCAAAGUCUGCUACAGUCAGCCCAGCAACUGUGACCCAACUGCCAACGCAGGCUGCUACUUCAUGGCAGUUCAGAGAUCAUCUGACCAAUCAGAAAUGAGGAUUGAAAUGUUUGGGCAAGCUGAUGGAUACAUUGCCAUUGGGUUUUCAGAUGACCAGGCAAUGGGCAAUGACGACAUCUACAUCUGUGGUAAGGAUAGCAGCGGCAAGCUCCAAGUGCAACAUGCUAUUUCCACAGGAAAAACAGCUCCAACUAUUCUCUCACUGGGGAAUGUGACUGAUAUCAAGACAACGCUUAUGAAUGGAAAUACUAUCAAUUGUUCUUUUACUUCCCGUAACGCGAUUAGCACGAGUGUUAGAGCAUUGUCCACUAGCGAGUACUACCUCAUGAUUGCUUCCGGAUCCUCCAGUCAAGGUAACAUCCUGAUCCACGCAAAUAAAUAUGUCAGUAGCACAAAGGCUAAUUUACAGGAUCCAAGCCAGGUCGUUACAAGUGCUGAAGGAUUCCCAGCGAUCGUUAAAGCACACGGUUGCCUGAUGUUAAUCUCCUGGAUGACCACGGGCAGUAUUGGGAUGCUCAUAGCACGCUAUUUAAAGGGGGUUGCCAAGGAACACGGUUGCUUCGGUAAAGAUUUCUGGUUUAUGGCCCAUGUGUCUCUGAUGGUCCUGUCAGUCAUCGCCACAGCCAUCGCAUUCAUACUGGUGUUUUCUUAUGCCCAGGAUUGGAGUGGGGGGGCUCAUCCGGUCCUGGGUUGUUUGGUGAUGAUCCUCAGUCUUAUUCAGCCUAUAGUUGCUGCUUUCCGCUGUGAGCCGAAUCAUGAACAGAGGUUUGUUUUUAACUGGGCCCAUUCUUUCAUUGCUUUAGCUGUCAAAGGCCUUGCAGUUGCUGCGAUUUUCACUGGUCUGGCACUGUUUGAAGAAAAUGAGGAGGAUCAAUGGAUGUUAAAAGUUAUGGGGGGUUUUGUUGCCUGGGAGGCCCUGAUAUACAUUCUUCAAGAUCUGAACUUGCGUGGCAGGAAAAAUGAUUCUAAGAUUUGCAGUUUUGGAUCGAUGAGACCUGAAACAGUCCUGCUUCUCCUGUAUUUAUUGGGAAACCUGGCCUUCUUAAUAGCACUUCUUGUUGGAAUUGGAAGAACUUAAAUAACCCACAUUGUAUGGCCUUCAUCACUGGUUUUGAGGCCACUAUUUGGCUCUUGU
This is a messenger RNA of Carassius carassius (crucian carp), 1875 nucleotides long. Its product is annotated as putative ferric-chelate reductase 1. Lineage: Eukaryota; Metazoa; Chordata; Actinopteri; Cypriniformes; Cyprinidae. The transcript is spliced from 15 exons. Bases 154 to 1818 code for a protein of 554 amino acids. Gene Ontology annotation, molecular function: oxidoreductase activity, acting on metal ions. The record is from RefSeq and is a predicted model, not a curated record.